This is a messenger RNA of Neoarius graeffei (lesser salmon catfish), 486 nucleotides long. RefSeq names its product mitochondrial ribosomal protein L57 (gene mrpl57). The record is from RefSeq and is a predicted model, not a curated record. The transcript is spliced from 2 exons. Gene Ontology annotation, biological process: mitochondrial translation. Gene Ontology annotation, molecular function: structural constituent of ribosome. Bases 112 to 420 code for a protein of 102 amino acids. Gene Ontology annotation, cellular component: mitochondrial ribosome. Lineage: Eukaryota; Metazoa; Chordata; Actinopteri; Siluriformes; Ariidae.
CAGGCGCGGUGCAUUGUGGGAAUGGACGCUGUGGUUAUAGAGGAUGCUAACGUGUGCUAGCUGAACCGCAGGAAGGAAAAACAUAACACAGAAAGAAUAUUCAUUUAAAGGAUGUUCCUGACUCUGGCUCUGAUGCGGAAGGGAAUUCCAGGCCGACAGUGGAUUGGGAAAUGGCGCAGACCACGCCACGUCACCUGGCAGAUGAAGCGGAACAUGGUGGAGCGACUGGAGCGCGAGGCUCAGAAUGAGUACUGGCUGAGCCGACCUUACCUGACCCUGGAGCAGGAGAGAGGCCACGCCCAAGCUCGCCGCAAACUUGUCUGGGAGACCAUCCGCAAUGCGCGCCAGUCUGCCUUCCCCCAGCACACCUCCAUAACUGAACACCUGCAGCACCUCAACAUUACUCGCACCUGGAGAUAACACACACACACACACACACACACACACACGGAAUGUUUUCUUAAUAAAGUACUGGUCCACUGUUAA